Messenger RNA from Frankliniella occidentalis (western flower thrips), 1132 nucleotides. RefSeq lists its product as uncharacterized. The record is from RefSeq and is a predicted model, not a curated record. The transcript has 3 exons. NCBI's taxonomy places the organism in Eukaryota, Metazoa, Arthropoda, Insecta, Thysanoptera, Thripidae. The coding region runs from base 184 to 486 and encodes 100 amino acids.
GUGUGUGAACAGGAGGUAUUUUGGAGGUAAUAUUCAAAGUGGUUGGGUGUUGUGAAGUUUUAUUGAGCUAUUCUUGAAUUCGUCCUCGCGAAUUAUCAUUCAACUAGGAAAUAACAACGAUCUUUUAUCUGGUGGAGUCUCUUAAUCGGCUGAUUCCUAUCGUGUGCAGUUAUAGGUACCGAAAUGGCAACUUCGCGCUCCGAGGAUGGAAAUGCUCCAGUACUUUUUUCACUAGCUGACCCAGCAGAUAUUGAUGCAUUAAAGACAUUGGCAGAUUUGGCUGGUAUCAAGGCGCCAGGCAACACUAUGAAAAUUAUCAUUGAAUUGAUAACAAUGGGAGUCCCGCCUAUGGAAGUGCAUUCACUGGUGAGAGAUGUGUUGGCAAGCAAAUCUCGUUCAAGGCGAGCAGGUGUGAAACAUUCCUCUAGACAAUUACAGGCUACACCUGAGACAAUUCAGGAAAACACUGCUCCACAACCACAGUAGCAACAUUCAGGUCAAAUUUUAAUUGCUUUUAUUGUUUAUCUUAUUUGUUAUUUUAUAUGUAGAUAUGUUUAAGAAAGUAGUUCUGAAGCUGAAAUAUGUGUCAAGAAAUUCUCCACGCUUUCUUUGUGUUUCAACUGGGUGGCCAUGCAACCUGGAUCAGGGAAGUUAAGGAAAAUGACUAAGUUUUGUAUGUCAUUGUUGUUUUAGAGUUUUAAGCCCCAUUUUCAAAUUUUAUAUGUCCAAAAAGUUGUCUAAUAACUUUAUUGAAAAGUCACAGAAUUGGGCAACCUUGAUUGUUUGGCUACUGAUUUAAUUGAAUGAAGGUAGCAUAUAAGUGAGGGAGGGAAACACAGUUUGAAGACUUUUCAUAGUUAGUCUUUUUUAUUCUUCAUCGUCCAGCUUUUGUCUUUCUUAAAAGCACAUUACAGAGAUUUUGAAGUUAUGUCAUUGGAAACAACACAUGUUCAUUUUUAAGUACUCGAAAUCCUUGUUUAUUUUUUAGAGUGUAGCCUUAGCUUCACACUUAUAAUUGACUGUCCCUAGAGAUGAGAUAUCACAUUCUCUGCCUCAUAUCAAAAUAAAAAUCUCACAUCAUACUGUAAUUACAUAAAAUAUAAAAUAUAAAUACUUACGAAGUAAAUUAUAA